Molecule: messenger RNA, 294 nt
Organism: Gongylonema pulchrum
Lineage: Eukaryota; Metazoa; Nematoda; Chromadorea; Rhabditida; Gongylonematidae
Source: the annotation of a GenBank genome assembly
AUGGAACCAGCUGCUGGAGAACAUCAAUCGCGGAGCCGUGUUCGUACGCCCCGAGCAUCCAGUCCGUUGCAUCCGAGCAAUUUUGAAGAUCGUUUGGCAUCUCUCGAGACUGAAGAAGAGUUCCGAGCAUCGUUGGAAAAGUGCCCCAAGGGAGGCGAUUCAUUGGAAAGAAACCCUCCUCCGAAAGAGGUGGAGGAGAUAACAGCAAAGCCACCAGAACAAAAACUGCCACCGCGUACACCCGGCAUCGUUUGGCAUCUCUCGAGACUGAAGAAGAGUUCCGAGCAUCGUUAG